Messenger RNA from Daldinia vernicosa, 582 nucleotides. RefSeq lists its product as uncharacterized. The record is from RefSeq and is a predicted model, not a curated record. The transcript has 2 exons. NCBI's taxonomy places the organism in Eukaryota, Fungi, Ascomycota, Sordariomycetes, Xylariales, Hypoxylaceae. The coding region runs from base 1 to 582 and encodes 193 amino acids.
AUGGUCCUAUUCUGGACCCCUACGGCCGCGUCACGUAACAAGCCGGGUCCGAUCAUUGGCUAUAUUGGAGCUUUCAGCGUUUGGUGGCUUGGUGGACCUCCUGACACUCAUGCAUCUUGUGCCGCAGGUCCACGACCUCAUUACCUUGCACCGCAUCUCCAGCUUGCAGCCGUUCUGCCACAAGGCGCGGUCGUAGCAAAUACCUCGGUACCUAAGGUAUCCAAACACCUCACCUCUAUUAAGUCGGCCCUUAUAAGAGUGCUAUUACAAGCUCAACCGAAUCCUUCGUCGAUAUACGACCGUGAGAUAUUCAUCCUUCUCUGUAUCAGCGAUCGCAGAGUCCUUCCAAGCUUCUUCUACGAUCAACUAGCGGCUCUUCAAACCCAGCUUCCGCGUGGGUCCCUCGUCCAGAACCGGGAAAGCCUCGAUGCCAAUGCGGCACGAAAACGGGAACGGGCGCUCGAGCGUCGACCAACACUCGGCUCAACUAAGUUUAGUCUACAAGACGGGACGAUUUUCCCUUCUCUUAGCGACGUCCUACUAUUUGUCACCGGUAAUAUACCGCGAGCAUGGGAUGUUUGA